CAAGAGAAGAGAUGUCCGACUUAGAUAUGUUGAGCAUCCUGCUAUGAUGUCCAUUACCAAGCCGGAACACUCCGAGGCCAACCCUCAGUGCCAGACUGGCAGCCGGCCGGUGGCUGAGCCCGAGACCACUGCUGUUCACAAUAACAGUGGAGGCUGGCUCAGCUGGGUCUUUGGGAGUGGAAGAGUUAAUAAGAAGGAGGUUCAUCUACCUGAGGACAAAGACAGAUCUAUUGUCUGGGAUCCAACUCUGCACAGAUGGGUUAACAAAACUGAGCCCAAUGCUGAGAACAAGUGUGUACAACCACCUCCACGAAUGGGGACAUAUGGAUAUCAGGAGAACACUGGCAGUGUCCCCAAAGGACAGGUCUAUGGGGCAGCAGAUACCCUACAAUGCAUUACAAUGAUGAGACCAACUCAAAGCCUUGGGCCUGGACUGCUUCCUAGACAGCUCUCUGGCUUGCUCCCUCCUUCACACUUUGACCUCAUGGCACCAAUGGUUGUACCACCUGACACUCUACCCUACUGAGGCCAUUUGCCCAGAUUGGAUUUGCAAUACAUAGAUUUUUUCAGCAUUAAAAAACUUCAGCAUUAAAAAUGUAUUAAAAGAU
Molecule: messenger RNA, 608 nt
Organism: Oncorhynchus kisutch (coho salmon)
Lineage: Eukaryota; Metazoa; Chordata; Actinopteri; Salmoniformes; Salmonidae
Product: protein transport protein Sec16A-like
Exons: 6
Coding region: 44-526 (160 amino acids)
Source: RefSeq, a predicted model, not a curated record